Molecule: messenger RNA, 11997 nt
Organism: Zonotrichia albicollis (white-throated sparrow)
Lineage: Eukaryota; Metazoa; Chordata; Aves; Passeriformes; Passerellidae
Product: KIAA0825 ortholog
Source: RefSeq, a predicted model, not a curated record
GCCAGCUGGGAAACGCGCUGACUUCUCCGGGAGCCUGGAAAUCGGCGUGGCUGUGGCUCGGCGGAACUGAAAUUGUGGGAGGCGGUCUGGCAGGGGGGUGUGUCGGUCUGUACGCAAGCUGAAGUGUGUUGCCUCUGGAGCAGGUUGGCUGUAAGAAUGAGGAGAGGGAUCAGAGAUUUCUGACCCUCAGAGCCAUUUUCUUAAACGUCUCGUAGAAACGUUUCAAAGCCACAUGGACAGAUUCUAAAAAUGGAAUGGGGAGGAGAGUAUUCUUUUGAUUCUUCCAAUUUAGACUGUUUGUUAGAUGUCCUCCCUGGAGAAUUGGAAUUUAGACAAAUCCUUAGUGAUCUUGAUGAAAAAAUAAAGAAGAACUCUUCCAGCAUAGAAAAGUGUCUUAAGGACCUGCAAUUGGACAUAAAUGAAAUCUGUACUGAUGAAGUACUACAAAGCACAACUGACUGCAUUCAGUGGCUAAAUAACUGCAAUUUUAGUUCUCUGAGACCUUCUUCUACAGACCAUGGAGAGCUGCUGGAGUUCCUUAAGACCUUGCAAAGCUUGUUGAAGAAUGAGAAGAAUCAAGAAGAAAUGGUACUUCACUUCCUUCUGGAUCUGUCUAGUCAGUGUGGUGUCUCAUUUCCCUGUACUGCAAGUGGGACGUCUUUUGAGAUAACAUCCUCGCUUCAUACAAUUCAGGAUGAUUCAGCUGUGGAUGUGAAAUCUCUUUGGGACGAUGUGAGAUUGCAUCUUCGACAAUUUUUAGUAAAUAGACUGCAAAGUCAAGAAGAAACAAACACUAAUGCUUCUCAACAACAAAUGGAGUUUAAAACUCAGUGUGUGCAGCAGCUUUUGUUUCUUUAUCCCAAAUCAGAAGUCUUAAUGAGGUAUCAAAAUAUGCAGAAUAAACUGGUUAGUGAUCUUCUACAAAACUGUAUUUUGUCUAGUUGUGGUGAAACAAAUUUUGAUAAGGUGGUUCAUGGUUACCAAAGUUCCAUACCCAGAUUGUGCACAAUGAUAAAAGAGGAUUUGUAUAUAUUAAGUGGGACAAUUGGUCCAUCUUCGUCAUUAAAGUUUAUUAAUGAAACUUACCUGGAUACCAUCACUGAAGAAAUGACAGUUCUUCUUGAAAGACUUUGUGAACUGCAGUUCAAAGAAAAUGCUCUACACAUAGUUAAAGCAAACAAGAUUUCAAAGAAGCAUGGAGGAAGAGUUCACGCUGUGGCCUCCCAGGAAUACCAGAGGAAAGGACGGAACUUCUGCUUAACCUUAUAUCAACUCAAAUGUCUUUCUCAACUUAUCAAACUCUUCUUAUUAAUGGAGGAAAAAAUUGAAGAGCUCUCUACAGAAUUUCUGCUGCUGCCUUCAUUUACAGAGAGGAAUAAGAAUGUUCAAGGAGUUCUGAAGAGAGCUAGUGGGGAGUUUUUAAUAGGAGAAACUAGAGCAAAUGAAACCAGCGUGCUUCCUGAGCAGUUACUUCAGGUAGAAGAGCCUAUUUUACUGAGUUUUGGCUGGAGAAAUGCAUUUAAAGACCUGUCUUCUUCUGUGGCUCACUGUAUAACAAUAGCAAUUGAGGAUUUUUCAUCUAAAAUUCUUCAACAUGAGCAGAAAGAAGAGUUUUCAGCUGCAGGCUGUGCAAUGAGUCUUGUAAACAACCAGCAAAUGAGGGAGUCCUGCAGAGCAGUCCAACAGGAGGAGCAACCAAAACGAAUUGCUAAGUUUUGUUCUGACAUCAUGGAAGAACUCGACACAUUGCUUCCAUUGGCUCUGGCCUGCAGAGAUGAUUCUCUACAGGAAAUAAGAGCAAACUUUGUAGAGGCCUGCAGCAAAGUGGCAACGGCUGUUCUGGCAAGACUAGAGGAGAAAAGCAAAGAUGUUCCCUUGAAGGCUCCCCUGCAAGACUUGUAUGCUGCCCUUUCCACGGCGAUAUAUGUCUUUCAGCAUUUUACAACGUACAGCAAUUUAAUGAGAGAAACAAGCAAAAAACCCCUGUUCCUAGUGCCUAUCCAAAAAUGUCAGGAAUUUAUCAACACUCUCCAGUUUCAAGUUACGAACUACUGCAUCAGAGUUUGUGCUACAAGCAUUUUACAGGAUGCUGAGAGCCACUGCUGGGAUGACUACAAAGCUUUUUACGAGGGGGAAAGAUGCUCAUUCUCUGUCCAGAUGUGGCAUUACUUCUGCUGUGCUCUUCAUCAUGAUCUAUGGACUAUUCUACCUCCAAAGACAGCCCAGGAGAUUCUUACAGAUGUACUAGAGCGAUCUUUGGAUAUUCUGUGCUCCAGAUAUUGUCAGGUGUGUCCCAGCUACAAAAGAACAACACAAAUCAGAGUUGAUAUUGCAGCAAUUUUGAUGUCCACUGAAGAUAUGCUCUGGUCAAUUUGUAGUUCUGCGCAGGAGUUUCUGAAUCCACACAAAGACAGAAAUCUCAAGAUCUAUAAAAUACAUAGCCACUGCAAUAGUCUGAUCUCCGUGCUGGCUAUUUUAACUUCACCAUUGAAGAAUUUGUAUGAGACAUUUCUGGAUAAUUCUGAUGAACAUCUUCCUCAAGAUUUUUCAGAAGUCUUUUAUCAUCCAUUGCACUGGUUAUUUUGCAUACCGUCAUCCUGUUUUUUCUUUCAAAAGACUCCAUCAGCCAGAGAAAUGGCAUCCCAAGGUCUUCUGAAGCUGCUCUUAUCCCAGCCAUACUGUCAUUUGAACUUGCUUUUGGAAACAUUGCUACACCAUGAUUGUUUCUUAGUGAAAAUUUUGUUGAGAAGCUCAAGUAAUCAAGCAUUAAAUUGUGGCGAACAAAGUUCUCUCUUGGAACAGGAAAAUAACAAAGAGCCUACUCUGAUUGAAACAAUCUUCACAGUAUUGUCUUACUGCACUUUAUCACCCAAAUCUCUUGGCAUUGCUUUUGAGUCCUACAUGGAAAAAGAGCUGCUGUGGAGCUGCUUAUACAAUAUGACAGUUUCCAGUUGUGGUGAGUCGGAGCCUGAAGUUGUCAGAUGCUUGAAGUUGACUUUGAUUAAUUCAGUGAAGGGUAUAGUGAAACAAAUAAUUUCUUUGAUGCAUUCAUGGGAGGCAACAGAAAACUAUGGAACAUACCAGCACAAGCAAAUAGUUCCUGAAGGUUUACUGAAAACUGUUCCAAAGGAAUGGAAUUACACUCCUCGGGAAAUGAAGAGAAAAGAAUCUGGCAAAUGCUUCACAAGGCUUGCAGCUCAAGCAGUAUCUAUUGUAAUCAGCAAGUUACCUACAGUGAUUGCAUGUUUGCCUCCCCCAGUUAAAUACUUCUUUUUUCUGGCUGAGAGAAAAAUGUCAAGAAACUUUGCUGAAUUGAAGAAAGCUGGUCUGCUUGUCUGGAACUUGAUUGUAAUUAUAUGUCAGAUAUUUGAGGAUGGAAAUACUGCAGAAUUUUUAACAGGUGCAACACUUGACAGAUGGAGCAAAGAAAAACUCAGUUUAGUUCGUGUGUGCUUAGAAAGUAUUAUGGGAAAACAGAAAAGUGGUCCUAAGCAAGUGACCCAGAAGAUCAUACAAAGCAUUGAGCAGCAAAGACCAAACUGGAUUGAGAGCCAGUUGCUGAAGGCAAGAAAAUUGAGCAUAGACUGUGUCUCAGUCACAGUUAAAGGUGCAACAUUAGAGGAAGGAGGCAUUGCACUUGGAUUGUCUGAGCAUAAUAUAAACAUGAUGGUCCUGGAUAUCUGCCACAAACCAGGUGGUAGUGAGUACCUGAGGCAAAUUUAUCACAUCAUCCGGCUCAAUGAGGAAUAUUUGAAAGAGCAGCUGUCUUGUGAGAAUUCUUCUGAAGAUGGUGUUACCUCAAGUCAAUAUCUGCCUUUGACGCUGAAGGGCAGAGAAGAGCAGCCUGUCUUCAACCCUUUCCAGGUGUACAGACAAUCUUAUGCAAAAGUAUUCAAUCAGUCAGCCAUUACUGAAUGGAACUGGGAUUGGUCAAGCUUGCUGCCAGGUCACUUGGGACAGAAUCAGAUGGCCUUCAAGGUGCUGCUGUCACAGAGGAAUGGUAUUCCACAAUGUAGUGCUCCUGCUGAGACUCUCCAAACCACUGAACCACUGCUUACUCCUUUCCCCCUUACCUCCCCUGUGGUGCUGUGGAGAGGAGAAUUGGAGGCACAAAACAUAAACAUCAUGGGUUGAAACAAGAGUAAUUUACUGGAAACAACACUGAAUGAAGAAAACAAGUAGUAACAGCAACAAUACUAACAACAGAGGGUACAAGAAAGAGGCAAGCAAUUCACAUGGAAACCCCCUGGCAAGGGAUAGCACUCAACUGCUCCUUCCACCCCACUGGCUCCAGAGAAAACCCUUUCCCCAUGCCCAGAAAACUACAUGAGGUGGUAUAGAGUAACCUCCAGGUCUCAGCCAUGCCCCUUCCUGGCUAGUGCAAACAUUAAUUCUGUCCUGCCUGGAACCAGCAUGCCCAGGCUUUGAUGGGAAUACUGCUAGAUUCAUCAAAUGCAAUGUAUUGUGUUAAUAAUACAUUUGUGUAUUUAUUGUUAGGAUUCAUUGGUUCCUUUAAAGGUAUGUAUCUUGUCUUUGUAACUAGGUACUUGUAUUCUAUAAAUCAUCACUUGGACUUGUGGCACUUCACUGUUUUAUCACUGUAUAAUAAACCUGGUGAUUGCUAUCCUGUGACUCGGGUGGCUUUUCUUAAAAACAGAUAUUUCCUUUCAUUUGUAAAUAAUUUGCUCUCCUUUCAACUCUGUCUCAAAUCCUGUUCUCACUAGGGAUUCUUAAGUGGAGAUACGCAUGUUUAUUUUUCUUAUCUAUUCUUUUCUCUUUUCUCUUUCAGGCCUCUAUUGAUCCAAGUUUCCAUUCUUAGUAGAUAUAUAGUAAUAUAGUGAUUAUAAGUGUAAUGUAAGUGUAAUGUGUAAUUGCUAAAUGUAUAAAUGUGAAUUAUUGGAUUCAAAAUACUGACUUCCCUGAUUGUACACAGUGGCUUAGCUUCUUGUCUUAUCUAUAGACUUUCUUGCUACACCUGCAAGGGAAGAGGGUGCAGGACACAAGCUGACAAGCUAAAAGUCUGUCCUGUCCAUCAAGGCAUUGUUUCAUCCUUUUUCUGCUUUUAGAUAAGGGAUUUUUCAUCAAAGUUUUAGUAAUGUAGUGUAAUUCAAUUUCCAUACAGGGAUCCCAAUUUCUUUGUAAGCUGUAAUGAGCUGAGACAUGCAAGUCCCCUGUAAGGUAGAGGGGGAAGUAUUAAUAUCAGAGUUAAACAAAUGGAAAAUCUGGUCGUGCAAGUCACUUUGAAGCUUUCUUCUAUGCUGCAAAAUUGGUCUGUAGCAAAGAGUAGAACCUAGUUCUUUUGACUAAAUUUAAGAUACAAAACUAUCACAUAGUAGCUGAUCUGUGGCGGCUGUUGCUAUCCUCUGUUCCUCUGUGGCAGCAAAGAGGAGGUGACUCAGCUUUAGUGAGGCUUUAAUGGUUAUCUAAUUUGAAUCACCAUGCGUUCAUUUUAGGAAGUGGUAGUCCCAUUAGUUUUUCCCUGAAGGGGAUGGGGAAGACUGUAUACUUCGCCUGACCUUAAAAUGUUCACUGCUGUACCAAAAAGCACUUGCUUUGUUAUUGCAACAGUGAAUAUUUCAAGGUCAGGACAAAGCAUACUGUGGUGGUGGCCACAGUGCAGAUCCCAGACCUUUGCAGCUGUAACUGUUGUCUCUUAGAGCUAUUGCUUUUCCAAAGUUAUUGACUUCUCUCAUGGCUUUCCUGAAUGUACUUCCUCUGUCUUGCCAGGUUGGCACUGCUUAAGAAAGGAUGACAAGUCCUAGAGGUCUUAUUGCUUCUUCUCUAAGUUGAGUUGUUAAUGUCAAACUGAUCUUGGAAAGUUUACCGUCACAACGCAGAUACAGCAAUGUUGGUGAAGGGAGUAGUAAGUGUAAAAUCUGCCUAUACACAGUGAUUUGGGCGUUUCUGAUGCUGACUGAUGAUUUGACCCAGAAAAACUUUUUGACUGGGAUAUUUCUUCCUCUCUUAACUUCUUUCUAGGGUCUAACAACAAAAUUUAGUCUUUGGGAAGAGUGGGAAACCAUUGUGCAUACUGCCUCAUAUACCAAAGAGGGAAUUAAGAAUUGUCAUUCUGAUAGUUGACACUGUAAAAUGUCAUUGAAGAAAGCUUUUUCAUGUUAGUCUUUAGAUUGACAGGUUAUGACAAAACUGCAUUCAUGUUGCUUGAAUACAUCUUUUGUCUAGUUUUACAUGCUUUUUGACUUGUCUAGAAAAUGACAUAUUAAGGUUUUCAUUAGCCUUAACCAGGUGUGAUUUUUUUUUUAUGGAAGAUACCUUGGUAGGACUGCAGCUGAAGGCGAGUAAAUCAGUGAAGCUUAGAAAUGCCACAGCCCUUCUUCAGAUGGUAGCAGGGAAUUGAAAGACUCAUUAAUCAACAGCCAAGUCACAGAUGUGAUGUCUUUCCUGCAACAGCCAACAGACUGUGAAAGUCACAUCCAACAUAUAAAACUGUUAAACAAGGCACAUCUACAAACAUUCUUAAACUUUUGUCUUUCCAUUUUACUUGAAAAACACAACUCUUUUCAUGUUUUCAUUAUUGAGUUCCUUUAUUUUAAAGAGAAAUAUUUUUUUGUUUUCCAAGCAAUACUAUUUAGUUUAGGAAAAGAAAGUAAACGCUGACACUGUUUUCACCCUUUGUUCAUUUUAAUACAACAUAUUCAUUUAAAUGGAAACACAGUUUUGAUUGCAAUGAUUAAUGUAAAGAGUUUCAAUAUUUUAAAUUUCUGUACACAGAAAAUGUGCAUGGAAGUUUUGACAGAAAAAAAUUUAAUACAGGGAUUUUCUGCAUAUAAAUGACUGGCUAUUUUCUUAAUGAUUUUCCAAUACUUUCCCCUACUACAAAAAUCAUGUGGAACAAAGAUUCAGUCAUGCUGUCAUACUGUCGUGCUGCAAUGUAGACAGUCAUAAAAUGUUUAAAGUGAAAUUAGUUAGAAGAUUUUAUUAGUUAAUCAACCUGCACUGAGUUUUUCACCUGCAGUGAUGGGAAAACCCCACAAUAAGAAGCCGAAGAAUGAUAUCGCCAUACAACUUUUCCACAUCAUGCUUCCUUAAACUUUCUGUAUCCCUGGAAUGAAGGAGAGUUUAGUCAGAAGUCUUAUACUACCUCAUAAUUUUUUUUUCCCUUAGAUUAUAUUUAAAUUUAUAUAUUUCCCAUGGAUUAAAAUUAAUUUUACUCCAUCAGAGUGUAUGAAUUUGUUAGAAUUUUUGUAUUUGCUAAUUCCUUGGUCUCCCCAAUUUUCACAUUUUUUCCAAAAAUAAAUGUUUAGUAUAAUAAAAAUGACUCACUAAAAUCUGAGGCAGAUGAGAACAGUUUCCCACCAUCAUCUGGGAUGAGUAAUUUCUUAAUAGCCGUAGUCUGAUCUUCUGUUUCUCUUUUAGAACAUCUGUCUUACUUUUGGUCUUCAUAUCCAGAAACAGAUUUUAAUUUGCAAUCCACAUUCUUCCCUCACUUUUUUUAUUUCCAGGGUUGCCAGUUGCAAAGUUAUUUUGGUCUUAUUGAAUUUAAGUAAAUUGAACUGUAUGUAAGUAUAGUGCCUGCUGAAUCAGUAAACAUCAUAGUGCACACAAAAGAUGAGGAAACAAUGGUGCUGCAUUUAUUGCAGCAAUAAGGUCUUAUAUUAUUGGUACACCAAAAGUUAUAACUGCUUUGCCUUUACAAGGUUCUGUCAGCAGAUAUUUGAAAUAAACAUCUCUUUAAGUUAUAUUUGUAACAGACUUUUUCUGUUUACUCAAAUGUGGUGCUACUGCUUGUUGUUGGAGGGCUUGUUAAGGCAUAUACUAUCAUGUUGUCAUUUUAGAAAGAACUGUUGUUAUUUAACAACCAUUUUUUGCAUUUUAAAGAGAUAUCACUAUUGGUAUCAGGGACAAUUUUAGUUUUGUUUCAUGUUUGACCAUAAAUUAUUGUCUAAAUUUUUUCUUAUUAGCUUUCUGUUAUUGCUUUAACCCAGCAAUUAAACAUCUCUGUAAAAAGACCCACCCUCUAAAAUAAUACAGAAAUUAUCCUUUUAAUUGUACUAAUAAAAAGCGUGAUAGCUGAAUUUAAGUACUGCCAAACUCUUCCCACAAAAGUAUUAACAAAAUUAUAUCCGUCAAUAAAUAUAGUCAGUAAAAUAACUAUCAUGAUUUCUCUUGGGAUAAUUACAUGGGUAAUUCAACAGUACAUUGGGAUAAAAACUGAGAGCAUUAAUAUGAUAUAUAGUUAAACCUCUGUAAACGGUAUGUAGACAAUUAAAGGUUUUCUUAUCUUUCAAGUAAAAAAGAAAUCUUUAAAAAUAUGUCAUAGCUCCUUAACAGUAAAUUUAUUUUCCAUUUCUGUCUUAUAUUUGGCAUCUCAUUUUUAUUGUUUCAUACGGAGUCACUGUUAGAGCAUGCAAUAGAAACAGUGGGCUUUAUAACCUCUAAGUGAAUGCAGAGACAAUCUGGUAUUCUUUGCAUAUCUCAGUGAUAGAUGGUUGUUAGCACAGUAAAAUUUGAUAGAGUGGUUUCAGAAUUUUAGCAUUAAAAAUGAAUCGUCAUUGAUCUCUGUCUAUCUAAACUUCAGUGCCAUAUUGUUGUAGUUCAUGCAUAACUUGACAAUAACUAUGAAGUUAUGCUCACAGAUCAUUCUCCAAUAUCAUGCCCAAGCCUCAAUAUUUGGAUAUUAACCAAUGUGAGUUAACCAGCUUCAGUCUAUAACUUUCUGAGGAAGAAAAAGUCAGAGAUACUUAUCUGACAAAAAGUGCUGCUUUUUUCUAUUACUUUUUCAUCAGGAAAGGCGUGAGUCCAGAACAAGAUUUGUGUGAUCGGGCUUUCAUAGUGUUUUCACUAUUGGUAAAAAUUUUUCAUAGAAAAUUAACAGAUUCUGAAGUCUUAAAAGACCAUGCUUUAGUUCAUAGCAGCUUAAAGGAAUUGCUCUAAUACUUCUAGAAGUAUGUGUUGUCAGUUUGUUGUUUACUUAUUUAUCUUUAUUUCAGUGAGGAUUGAUCCUUCUUUGGAGAAGGAAAGUUCCUCCUUUUACCAUGAUACUUUAGUUCUUUCAUUAGUUUAUGACAUUUCCUGAUGUGUUUUUUUAAAUUUGCUUAGUUUUCUGAUUUUAAUCUAUGUUGUCACAUGCUAAAUUUUUGUACAUGGAGUUCAAUGACUGAUUAAUCUUUUUAUUCCAUACUAAAACAUAAUCCUGAAUGUGCUCACUCACAUCCUUAAUGAGUUGACUCUGUGAAUUCAGUACAAUAACUUCAAUUCAACAUGUUAGGCUAGAUUGUAUGCCUGCAGUUUUGUGGCAUGGGAGGACUACUUAGAAUUAACAAUGUUUCUUUGGCCUGUAUUUCUCACAUAUUUGGUUAUGUGUCUGUAAUUUGCAGAGAAUCAUGUGCUUGUGCUGCAGUGCAUAGUUUGUAUCUUGUCCAUAUACAUACACUGAAAACACAGGCUACUGAAGUUUUAAUUAAAAUUUGAAUGGUGGCUUUUACAGGCACCUACUAGAUAUUCUAAUGAUUCAGAAAUCUUUUGUUGUAAAAUAAGGAAAUAAUGAACUAUACCAUUAGACUGUUUACUAAAUCCAGUCCACGCCAAGAGCAGUUUUGAGACAUUAUUUUUUUCAGUUUGAUUCAUUUAUGAUUUAUUAGAAAUUUUUCUUGAAUGUUAGUACUACAAGCUACAUAUCUGUUCAUAUACAGACAAACAAUUUACUAUAUUGCUCAUUUUGGAACGGUAGUGUGUUUAACUAAAUCUUUACCAUGAUGCAGCAAAUUAGAAUUUAAAGAAGUGAUGCUCUAUAUCUCGAGUAAUACACCUUUAGUCUUUGGUUACUGUAUCAUCUCUUGGUUUGAAAAAAAAAUUGUUAGAAUAAGUGAAGUUUUUAUGCACUAGUUCCUCCUGCUGGGCUAAGAAAUAGCAAAGUUAUGGUUUCACAAAGUUGAUGUCAAAUACCCCUGCAGUUACUGUAAUAAAGAAAUUAGAAUGAGGUUUUCCUACUGCAGUGAAAUAGCUAAGGAAGAAGGAUAUAGAAGGGAAGAUAAUUUUUCUUUUGCUUAUAAUACUUUUCUCAUAGUUUAUUGAAAUGAUAAAUAAUAGGUUUGAAACAUGUAGAACAAGCUUGGGCAUAACUGAAUUAAUUUUAAAAGAGCUGAGUUCUUAUAAGGAACGUGCACCCUGUGAACAGUGUUUUUUCCUUUAAUAAAAUUUUCUCAGCAUCCGAUAAUGACAUAAAAAUAAUGCUUUUAAAUCUUCUGAAGCAGACUUGUCAAGUUUUUUGUGGCUCUUGUAAUUGUGAAAUCUAAAGGGUAUGUUUUAACUCUCCUCGGUUACGCAUCUACAUCAGGUUCUUCUCAUGCUUAUUCUUCUGCAUAGUUUUAAAUGCGUGGGAGAAUUUGAUCAAUGUCCUUUUUAUAUUCAAAAUGAGUCAGCUUCUGUCUCAAAAGUGUCUUAUUGUCAUAAUGUCACUGCGUCUCAAGAUUUGUGACCUUUUGCUCCAUAUGGACUCAUGGUAGACCUUGUGUUUUUGCAAACUAGAUUGCUUUUGUUCCCCUGCUAGGGGGUAUCAAAGCCUUUUGGACUGAAGUUUUACAUGCUAGUAGAUUUGCAAAUAAAUAAAUAAAUGGAGUAAAAUUAUUAUACUAAAAGUACCCAACAGCAACUGAAAACACCCAACAAAGAAACAAACUUAAAGUUUAUGUAUAAUAAGGACCGCCAGAUGUCGCAAAGGCAUCGUGGAUGAAGUGGGUUUUUAUCCAAAAUGUGGCACUCAUAUGAGGAAUAGUAGUAUUGUGUUGGAGAGUUGAAGAGGCCAUAACAGGUCAGUGAAAUGUCCUUCAAACAUUUGAUUUUUACAUUUGAGAAUAGACCAAGAUGAAAAGAUAACCACAUAUCUGACAUUGACAUUGCUACCAUUUAGACAACCGAUGCAAUUGCCUUAUUCAAUGGGCUCAAUCAGAUCUUUAUUACUUUGAAACCUACAUAACAGAUUUAAUUUUGGUGGGGUUUUUUUCUUAUAAAAAAUUAGGGCUCUGAGCAGUACCAGAUCACAAACUUCUAAGCGUAAAUUUCUUAUAAUAUGUAUAAAGUUUCUUUUUCUCCUUGCUCUUUUAAAAUGUCAAAUACUAUUAAAAAUAGUACCAAGAAUACCAAGUAGAGUUGAAAGAAUUUGAACUGAUUUGAACAGCAUGUUUAAAUCAGAGUAAAACAAAUUGAACUUGUAAAUAAGUAUUUGAUGAUUGAUUUUUUUAUUGAAAGAGAAUGAGUAUGAUAGUGGAUAAAGUGAUUUUUCUUAUUGAGAGAAAAUGUAGUGUUUUUAAACAUGUCUUCAGUAUGAAUGGAAGGCCUGUCAAAAAAAAUGAACAACACAUGAUAUAUUUUAAAAGGUAAAUUAACUUAAGUAUAUCACUUAGUUUAUGGAUCAAAUUUUACAACUGAAAAAAUGUUGUGUGUAUUCCUAGUGUCAUAAAGCUUACAUUUAAAAGAUAAUGUUAUUACCUUUGUUAGGUCAUGGAAAAACCUAAUUUUAACUGAGUUUGUGGUAGAAUUUAAAGUAUAUUUAGAAGAAAUGCCAGUGCAAAAAAUUAAGUCCAAAAUAUGUAUUCAUGUACAGAUCACAGUCAAAUCCCUAGUAAUUUUAAGUAUUUAAAUACAUAAUUCAGCAAGUAAGCUGCUAUAUGCUUGUGUUUAAUGGGCUCUGCCUCAGUAUGCAGGAGCUGCCAAGAUAAAAUACGGAGCAAAUACGGAACAUGGAUCAUUCUAAUUUAAUUAUGACUAUUCUUAAAAAAUUAAAUAAAUAAAUGUCUUUGUGGUUUUGUGUUGUAUGUAGAAAUCUGCAAUCUUUAUUGCUAAUAUUGAAUUUGAUUUUGUUUUGUAUGAUUCUUGCUUAUUUCUCUGUUGCUUGGGCACAUGUGCAUAUACCACUUAAACACAUGAUAUACAAGUAUAAAAAUCAUAUUGAGUCAAAUCUUGAAAAUUUGCAGACUUUUUUUUUUAAUUUUUAAUUUAUACAGAGUACAUAUAUAUAUAUAUACACACUCUUCACUU